UGAAACUCACACGAAAUCAUCCCGCCCUUGAACCAUUUUCCCCAAUUUGAGAGACGGCGGUAAAGCCCUUUUCUCACUCCUAAAUCCCUCCACAUCACUGUUAAAAAAACCUCUGCUGCGUCUGCAUUCGAGAUCUCUCUCUCUCUCUCUCUAACCGUAACUUUGCUCACUUCCAGCGAUUCCUGAACCAGUCCCAUUUUGGCCACUCGCAUCGAUCCCUAGGGUUCCAAACCUAGGGUUUUACUUGUGCUUUCUCUCUAUAUACAUUUACAUACAGCACACCCUAUUUAUCUCUCUCUCUCUUUUCUGGAAGCUCAUUUCGAUGGCGGCUGAAACCCUAGAAGACAAGAAACAAGAAGAAAUAGCUAAUGUCGAAGACAAAGGUGAAGUGAAAGAAGAAGGGAAAGCAGAGGAGGGUGAAGAAGAGAAGGAAGCGGAAAAGCAAGGAGAGGAUACGGAAAUGGAGGAGGAGAAGGAAGAAGAAGAGGAGGAGAAGGAAGAACCUGAGGUGAAAGGUGAAGAGAGUAAGGAGGAAGUAGAGGAGGUAAGCAAAAAGGCGAAGAGAGGUCGAAAGGGUAGUUCGAAGAAAGCUGCAAAAGAUGAGAAGGCGGCGAAGAGUGAGCCCGGCUCAAAAGAGCCUGUUACGCCAAUCGAGAGGCCUAUCAGGGAGAGGAAGACUGUCGAGCGGUAUUCGGAGCCUUCGACUGGGAGAAGUGCAAGCAAAGUAUUGUCAAUUGAGAAGGGUCAAGGCACACAGCUUAAGGAUAUACCAAAUGUGGCUUUCAAGUUGUCCAAGAGAAAACCUGAUGACAGCUUGCAGAUGCUUCACACAAUUCUUUUUGGAAAGAAAACAAAGUCACACAGUUUGAAGAAAAACAUAGGGCUCUUUUCUGGUUAUGUGUGGGUUGAAAAUGAGGAAAAACAGAGGGCAAAAAUUAAGGAGAAGCUUGACAAAUGUGUUAAGGAAAAAUUGUUGGAUUUCUGUGAUGUCCUCAAUAUUCCAAUUAUCAAGGCCAUUACAAAGAAGGAAGAAAUUUCAGCAAAGCUUUUGGAGUUUUUGGAAUCUCCACAUCCUACCACUGAUACUUUGCUCGCUGAUAAGGAACAGAAAGGUAAAAAACGAAAGGGGAAGACUACAGCAAGCAGAACUGCAAUUUCUGGAGAGGCAUCUGAAGAGGCUCCGGUCCAGAAACGGAAGAAAACCCCUCAAGUUGGAGAGAACCGCAAGCGUUCUUCCAAAACUGAGGAAGAUGAAGUUGAACCUGCAGACACCAAAAAUGAAUCUCAAGAUGAUGAUGAUGUCGACAAUGACAAUACAGUUCCAAAGGAAGAGAGUGAUCAGGAGGGGAGUGAGUCUGAAGAAGAGGAGGAAGAUGAGACAAAGGAGCAAGCACCAAUUGAAAAAAAAUCUCCCACAAAGAAUGUGAAGAAGGAAUCUGGGUCUAAAGCCAGUGAGAAAUCUAAAUCUGUCAAGAAGGGCACCCCUGCAAAAUCUUCCAUAACCUCAGCAAAAUCAACCAAGAAUUCUUCUAGUUCAACUUCAAUGAAAGCUGCUAGUAAUGCUGAUGGAGCUUCUGAAUCAGCUUCUAAGCCCAAGGUUUCUGCAACUAAAAAGCAGAAGGUUGAAAAGGACAGCGAGGACCAAAGUGCUUCUGCCAAGGGGAAAGUAAUAAGCAAGAAACAGCCUAGCAAGUCUUCUUCAAAUGUAUCAGCAAAGGAUCAAGGAAAGGGAAAAGCUAGCAAGAAGGCUAAGCCAGAACCCAGCAAAGAAGAGAUGCAUGCUGUAGUUGUGAAUAUUCUGAAGGAAGUGGACUUCAAUACUGCUACUUUAUCUGAUAUUCUGAGGCAACUUGGAACCCAUUUUGGUGUGGAUCUAAUGCACAGAAAAGCAGAGGUUAAAGCUGUAAUUACGGAUGUCAUAAACAGCAUGUCUGAUGAGGAAGAUGAAGGAGAGGAAGCUGACAGUGGAGAUGAUGCUGAGAAAGAUGAGGACAGUGAUAGCGAUGCUUGACCCAUUCAAAAGGGUUCAAAAGCCUCAUACAACCCUUUGUAGUAGUACAGAUAAAUUAAUACAAAUUCACUUUUUAUGUUAGAUUUCUGCAUACAAAGGUUUCAUCAGCAAAUAGGGGCACUUUAAUUUAUUGACCUUUUCAAAUGAAUGCCCUAAGAUAGGUUUGUCUGUACCAUAGAUAUUAACCCUUAGGCGCUUUACUUGAGAUUUUAUUUUAUUUUAUUUUUUCUUUUUUGACUUUUUUUUAGUUCUUUUCCUUUCCAUUUAAACUUUCUUGUAGUUGUACUUAGUUGGCAUUUUCCUUUUCUUUUUUUUUUCCUGUCGCAACUACUUGAAAAUUUUAUGGUGCUGAUAUUGAGUCUUUACUUGUUGUAAAUGAGUAGUAAAUUUCUUAUUCUGUACCAAAUGGAAAAAAAAAAUGAUUGUUUUAUUGUCUGAAGUGCUGAAGCCAAUGGCUGAGUAAGUUAUUUUGGCAGUUGAGUUGAUAAUUGCCUCUGUUAUAUUA
This is a messenger RNA of Camellia sinensis, 2516 nucleotides long. Its product is annotated as DEK domain-containing chromatin-associated protein 1. The record is from RefSeq and is a predicted model, not a curated record. Gene Ontology annotation, cellular component: nucleus. Gene Ontology annotation, molecular function: DNA binding; histone binding. Gene Ontology annotation, biological process: chromatin organization; regulation of double-strand break repair. NCBI's taxonomy places the organism in Eukaryota, Viridiplantae, Streptophyta, Magnoliopsida, Ericales, Theaceae.